Hydra vulgaris (swiftwater hydra) is the source of this 2492-nucleotide messenger RNA. RefSeq names its product general transcription and DNA repair factor IIH helicase subunit XPD. Gene Ontology annotation, cellular component: nucleus. The record is from RefSeq and is a predicted model, not a curated record. Gene Ontology annotation, molecular function: DNA helicase activity; ATP binding; damaged DNA binding. Lineage: Eukaryota; Metazoa; Cnidaria; Hydrozoa; Anthoathecata; Hydridae. Gene Ontology annotation, biological process: nucleotide-excision repair; transcription by RNA polymerase II; positive regulation of mitotic recombination.
AAUAGUUUAUUGCUAUGUAAAUAUUCUUACUUUUUAGAGCUUAAAAAAUGCUUAUCAUGUUUUAGCAUCUGUUCUUUAUCCUGUUGAAUUUUUAAUUUGAAAAUCUAUUUAUAUUAAAAGACAAAUCAUUAUGAAACUUAACAUUGAUGGACUUUUGGUUCUUUUCCCCCAUGAUUUCAUUUAUCCUGAGCAGUAUUCAUAUAUGCUAGAACUGAAACGAACACUUGAUGCUAAGGGUCAUUGUUUGUUGGAAAUGCCUUCUGGAACAGGAAAAACAGUAUCACUGAUAUCUUUGAUUGUUGCAUACAUAAAAGAACGUCCUCAUCAUCUUAGCAAGUUUGUUUAUUGUUCAAGAACCGUUCCUGAAAUUGAGAAGGUGAUGGAAGAGCUAAAGAUACUCUUUGAUUAUUAUAAAAAAGAAACAGGUCAAGAUUUAAAAAUGGUUGGGUUGGCAUUAAGUUCCAGGAAAAAUCUUUGCAUUCACCCCGAGGUUAAAAAUUUAAAAGACGGAAAACAAGUUGAUGGAAAAUGUCAUACUUUAACUGCUUCUUUUGUUCGAACAAGAUAUCAGGCUGAUAAACAAACACCAGUUUGUCAGUUUUAUGAGAACUUUGAUUCAUUUGGUCGAGAGGAGCCUCUUCCGAGUGGGAUUUACAACCUGGAAGAUCUUAAACAAUAUGGGGAAGAAAUUGGAUGUUGUCCUUAUUUUAUGGCACGACAUGCUAUUUCUCUUGCCAAUAUUGUAGUCUACAGUUACCACUAUUUGUUAGAUCCAAAAAUUGCUGAUUUAGUUUCAAAAAGUUUUCCAAAGUCAUCAGCUGUUGUAUUUGAUGAAGCGCAUAAUAUUGAUAAUGUUUGUAUUGAUUCAAUGACUGUACAUAUUAAUCGAAGAACUCUUGAUAAGUGUCAUUCAAAUAUUGAUAAGUUAGCUGAGCAUGUCCAAAGAAUAAAAAUGACAGAUGCAAAAAAAUUAAAUGGAGAAUAUGAGAGAUUGGUUCAAGGUUUGCGUGAGGCUCAAGAAGCUCGAGAAACAGAUCAAUAUCUUGGAAAUCCAGUUUUACCAGAUGCUGUUCUGGAAGAAGCUGUACCUGGAAACAUACGUCAGGCUGAACAUUUUAUAGCAUUUAUGAGGAGAUUUGUGGAAUACCUAAAAACACGUCUUCGUAUUCAACAUGUUGUAUCUGAAACACCUCCUUCUUUUUUACAACACAUUCAUCAGCAAGUUUGUAUUGAACGCAAACCUUUAAGAUUUUGUUCUGAAAGAUUACGCUCAUUACUGAAUACACUUGAGCUACCUGAUAUCACUGAUUAUAGCGGUCUGUCCCUUGUAGCAAAUUUUGCAACUCUUGUUAGUACUUAUUCAAAAGGUUUUGUAUUAAUUAUUGAGCCAUUUGAUGACCAGACUCCAACCAUUCCAAAUCCUAUCAUACACUUCUGUUGUUUGGAUGCUUCAGUUGCCAUUAAACCAGUAUUUGAGCGCUUCCAAUCUGUAGUUAUCACGUCAGGAACUUUAUCUCCUGUUGACAUGUAUCCUAAACUUUUGGACUUUCAGCCAGUUAAUAUGUCCACUUUUACCAUGACACUAGCAAGGCAAUGUGUGUUGCCUAUAAUUUGCAGUAAAGGAAAUGAUCAAGUUGCCAUUAGUUCAAGUUUUCAAACCAGAGAUGAUAUGGCUGUCAUUCGAAACUAUGGAAAUUUGUUGGUCGAAAUGUCUGCAUCAGUACCAGAUGGUAUUGCUUGUUUUUUUGUCAGCUAUUUAUACAUGGAAACAGUUGUUUCAAUUUGGCAUGAUCAAGGUAUUAUUAGCAAUAUUCAAAAGAAUAAACUUUUGUUUAUUGAAACUCAAGAUGGCCCAGAAACAGCUCUAGCACUCUACAAUUAUCAAAAGGCUUGUGAAAAUGGAAGAGGUGCAAUUUUGCUAUCUGUUGCAAGAGGAAAAGUAUCAGAGGGUAUUGAUUUUGAUCAUCAUUAUGGAAGGGCUGUCAUAAUGUUUGGAAUUCCGUAUGUUUACACACAAAGUCGUAUUCUAAAGGCUCGCUUGGAGUUUCUUAGAGAUCAGUUUAACAUCAGGGAAAAUGAUUUCUUAACAUUUGAUGCAAUGAGGCAUGCUGCUCAGUGUGUUGGACGUGCAAUGAGAGGAAAAACUGAUUAUGGUAUAAUGUGUUUUGCUGACAAGCGUUUUUCUAAAGCUGAUAAAAAAGGGAAGUUACCAAAAUGGAUUCAAGAACACCUAAAGCCUUGUAAUUGUAAUUUAUCUAUUGACGAGGCUGUUCAAGUUUCCAAACGAUUUCUACGACAAAUGGCGCAACCGUUUUCCCACGAGGACCAAUUGGGCAUGUCUUUGCUGACUGUUGACCAAGUGCAGUCAGAAGAGUUCCAAGCACGGAUUCAUUCCGCUGCGCAAGGCUGAAUUUUAUUGUCAAGAACCUUUAAAAGAUUCUGAUAAAAAAUUAAUUCAAGAUUGUGACUUAAAUAGAAUUUUCCCUGAUCAA